AUGCCGUGCCGGACUUUCUUUCUGGGCACAUACCUAGUCACGGUAUGGGCGCCAGAUGCAGCCAGACACCCACUGAUCAAAGUAGCGGGCCGCAAAACACAGGUCGAGGGAAGCUUUCUGUCCCAUAUUAGACGUCUAAUGUUCCUUGAGCCCAUCUCAUCCCAUAACAAGCCACCGACCCGCCGUCGACAACAGUCAGAAGAAUCAUCGGUCGCACUGAACGAGUCCGAGGACGGAGCAUACUCCAAGGCAGUUGCUAUCUUCCCACCCUCGGAAGUGGCUCAAUAUCUGAUUUCCAUCGUCUUUGAUUAUGCAAUCGACAGCUUCUUCUAUGUCAAUCAGCGAGAGAUGCGCCGGAUGCUUGAGGUCCACUACUCUAGCGCACAGAAAAGGGGGGAUGCGAGUUUCGCGUGUCUGGCUCUGAGUGCGUUCGCUAUGGGCAUGCAGUGGGCUCAUCUCGACGACAGAGCCACCGAGCCUCCUGAGCAAGCUACCGAAGCUGCCGACGCUUUUGCCACAAGAGCCCAAAGUCUUGUCCCUGCAAUAUUGAUUGCACCUUCCUCGGACGCGGUGUCUGCCGCACUGCUCCUCAGCCUGUGCCUUUUGACUACGGUGUCGGCCGAUGCCGCCUAUACAUACAUGGGAAUCGCUCUCAGGGUGGCGAUUGCAAGCAAUAUGCACAAAGAAACUCCACCUGGGGAGUUCACAGCAUGUCAAGCUGAAUGUCGCCAUCGACUCUGGUGGACUAUAUACAGCCUUGAACGAACAAUCGGCAUCAAGCUAGGCCGCCCAGAGACAAUUCAGGAGCGAGAUGUGUCAACGCCGAUGCCCAAAGCCGUCGCCGAACUUGACAACGCUCAAGACCACAACAACCUCAGCCAACAGAUUGCGAACGCCGAGUUAGUACGCAUCUGGAGUCGAAUUGCGAAUGCUUUGCCACUGAUAUAUUCCCAGCCAGAGCAGUACAAUCACGACAUCAUUGAGCGACUGGUCGCGCAGCUCAACCACUGGGUCGCAACGCUGCCCGAAGAUCUACAGCUCCCGAACCUCAACCCACUUGAGAAAGGGUAUCGUGCAAAAAUACACCUUCACCAGAACUACAAUCAUGCUUUGAUAAUCCUGUUCCGGACGCCCCUCAUCGCGGUGGCACGCCAAUGCCUCAGUAAAGCAUUCGCUCCUCAAGAGAUGCUUCCCGACCUCGAUCCACAAGCUGUUGGCCUCGCCAUGAAUUGUAGCACUGCUGCCCGAAAGAUGCUCGCAAACUUUGAACAUGUUCGACAGGCAAAGCUGUUGGCCCGAUUCUCAUGGACUGAUUUUCAAGGCUGCAGCACAGCCAUCCUCGUCACGUUAUUCUCCCGGGUGAUCAAGCAGGAUGUCAACUACCAACGCGACAUCGAUGAGGGACUGCGUACUCUCAAAGUUCUGGCAGAAGCUUCCAAACCCGCACAACUAGCAUUGGACUUUGUGCAGGAGUUCAAGAAGAUUGUUGAAGAAGCCGUGCAACGGUCGCAGCGGCCGGAAAUCGUCAGAGAUACCGCUCACAAUCAACGUCAGACUUACAAGCAGUGGCUAUCAAAAUUGUCUACCCAGAGGACUCCAGUGGCAAGCGAGAUUACAGAAGGACAGCGCUCUGCGAUCGAUGAGACGUGGCCUGGCUUGCCGAGAGAGCCGCAUGAUCCCAUCUCAACAGACCUAGCUGGAGAUGUGGCCAGUUGGCCCAGCGCCGGACAGGCUCAACCGCUACCAGAGAUGAAUUUGGACUCUUGGUUUCUUUCUGACGAGUCGCAAAUCCUGAGCCUGUCGGGUAUGGAUUUCCUUGCCUCCUCGCUCUACUUGGGCGACCAAAGUCAUACUGGAGGGUGA
Cyphellophora europaea CBS 101466 is the source of this 1863-nucleotide messenger RNA. RefSeq lists its product as uncharacterized. NCBI's taxonomy places the organism in Eukaryota, Fungi, Ascomycota, Eurotiomycetes, Chaetothyriales, Cyphellophoraceae. The coding region runs from base 1 to 1863 and encodes 620 amino acids. The record is from RefSeq and is a predicted model, not a curated record. Gene Ontology annotation, biological process: DNA-templated transcription. Gene Ontology annotation, molecular function: zinc ion binding; DNA binding. The transcript is spliced from 4 exons.